AUGACAUUCUCUUCCAAACAUCGACCAAGAGAGGUUCACAUAAGUGGAACAGUUUCCACGCAUCUAAUCUCUCCUAAUAAAUCUUUGAAAGUUAAAAUAUCAAUACGUGCUUCUGAAAUUUGUUCUGCGAAUUUUGUGUUCCAAAUGAAAAAGGGAGAAUCCACUCACUUGACGACUGGUGUAUCAUAUAGGUCCUAUCCACCUCGACACCUUAUGUUGACUACAACGACCACAAGACCACUUAAUUUAUUGACAAGCAAUCGAUUUUAUUCAAAGCAAGUUCUAUUUAUAUAUGACUUUAUCAAACGCAAACUACAAAUUGAUGAUGCAUUUUUAAUGCAUAAUUAUGCACAUGCUACAAUAGACUCUCACAAUACAGCAAUAGAAUACGCAUGCAUAAAAUCACGGGAACCCUUAUCAUACUCUUUCAUGAUGAUCUUCAUAGAUGGGAUAAUGAAUUUCGAAAACUUAUCUGUAAAUUUCACUCAACUUGCGAUUAUGUUUCAUGAUAACGCCAAUUUCGAUGUUUCUGAAGUGGAAUACUACUACUAUCCUGAAUUUUAUCAAUUUAUUAAUACUCACGAAAAUAAUGAGAUUUUGGACAAAGAUUUUAUUUUUACCUAUCUUAGUGCAAUGGAAAAUAAUUCUUGUAUAGCUAAUGAUAAUGUCAAUAUGAGUGACAAAUUAUUUCAAGUUGCUAUUGAGUACGAGUGA
Molecule: messenger RNA, 714 nt
Organism: Dentiscutata erythropus
Lineage: Eukaryota; Fungi; Glomeromycota; Glomeromycetes; Diversisporales; Gigasporaceae
Source: the annotation of a GenBank genome assembly